UUUUGAAAAAUCUUAAGCAUUCCAAACCUUUGACUAGUAGUGUAUAUAUUCACAAGAUGAAAAUUGCUUAUAUUUUCCAUUUUAAGUUUUCAUGUAAUAUUCAGUCCCUGCUUCAGUGGCACACUUGAUCUAGUUCAGUAUAUUACAGAGAACAUGCAGCUUUUUAAAGCUAAUCAAGAAUUACAACAGCAGCCUCAAACAGCCCUAGAUGUUUGUCUUGCAUAAUUAAAUGAAAUUAAAAUGAUUAAAAGUAAUUAAAAUGUUUGUGCUAAAUAAUUGAAAAAACAAUUGGCUCGUUUGAAGCCCUGAAGAACUUUUUAAUGUGAAAGUUUGUUGAGCGUUCCUUCAGAACACUAGAAAGCUCAUUAGUGUUGUUGUUUACCUUCUUGAUUCCGAGAUCAAAGGGAAACGCUCUGGUUUCUGGAGCGCCGUGUAUUCCACCGAGUCCUCGCUGGCGAGGUUUGGACAAAUUGGGCCUAAAUCAGGGAGUCUGCAUGAAAGGCGCUGCUCCCCCCGGCCCCGCUUUGGUUCGCUCCGCCGCCCCGCCUGACUCCAGUGGGUUGGGCUUUGAUGGAAGGUCUCACCGACUCAGGUAGGAGGGGGAGAUUUGUGUCUUUCUUCAGCAGGCAGAGGAGGAAGGUCAGGAAAAGACGUGGAGCGCUCCUCUCGUUCGGACCCGUCGGCCUCCCGGCUGCCCGCGGCUAAUCGAAUGAGAACAGGCCAGGAAUAAAUCAUCUCUGGAGCGUCCUGAUAUCGAGCUGCUGCCGCGAAGUGAAUCAGUCCAGACAAAAAUAAACAUCCAUCAUGCCUCUCGCUGGCAGAAGCGCCGGGCGGCCGGGGCGGCAGGAAGCAUAGCCGCGUUGGUGAUGACUGUCUCCUGGAGAAGUCCUACACGGAGUGCGGAUACAGUCAAAUAAAAGAUGACGACUUCGACUGGGAGCAGGUCAACACCAAACAGAAACCCUCGUCAGACCCCUGGGUCCCGGCAGGUUCAGCGUUCAUGAUGGCGAACAGCUCCGGACGGCUCUCCGGACAGAAGGCUCAGCUCCUCAUGCCCCAGUUCAAAGAGAACGACACGCACUGCGUCAUAUUCCAGUAUUACGGAGCCGGUCGAGAGGGCUCCAGUCCCGGGCAGCUCUACAUCUACGUCAAGGAGAACAACAGUCCUCUGGGAUUCCCGGUGUGGAACUCGUCCGGACCGGCCCUGCAGAAAUGGCAGCAGGUGGAACUGGCCAUCAGCACAUUCUGGCCCAAUUUCUACCAGCUGGUGUUUGAAGCGGUGACGUCAGGUGAGCGGGGUCUGCUGGCCGUCAGAGGAAUCUCCCGUCAGGGGCAUCAGUGCAUGAACACGCCUCACUUCCUGCACAUUAAAGGCGUGGAGGUCAACGCCAGACAGACGGCCACGUUCCAGUGCACCAUUAACGGCCAGCCCAAAGAUCACGUCAACUACAAGCUCUGGUUACAGGGUAUCAAAGGCGGCGAGGCUCCUAUGAAGGACGCCAAACCCGUGAACUCCAGACGCUACACCGGCACCUUUGACAUCGUCAACACCACGAAGGAGAACUCGGGUCGCUACCGCUGCAUUGUCCACUCCGAUAAAGGCGUGGGAGUGUCCAGUUACGGAGAGCUGGUGGUCAAACAGCCUCCGAUUCCCAUCGCUCCGCCUCAGCUGACCGCCGUGGGCGCCACGUACCUGUGGAUCCAGCUCAACGCCAACUCCAUCAACGGCGACGGGCCCAUCAUCGAGAAAGAGGUGGAGUACCGCACCCUGUCCGGCAGCUUGAUCGACAACCAGCCCGUGGACAAACCCAACCACAAAAUUGGCCACCUGGACCCCGACACCGAGUACGAGAUCAGCGUCCUCCUCACCAGGCCGAACGAGGGCGGCACCGGAGCGCCAGGACCGCCGCUCAGAGCCAGAACCAAGUGUGCAGAUCCCAUGCACGGCCCUCGGAGACUCCAGGUCGUGGACAUCAAAUCCAGGCAGUUCACGGUCCGCUGGGAGCCGUUCGGAUACAACGUGACGCGAUGCCACAGCUACAAUCUGACGGUGCAGUACCGCUACACGGCCAACGGGAAAGAGGAGACGCGGGAGGAAGUGUGCUACGACAGCCUGAGCGUGUCUCCGCAGCACACCAUCCGCAGCCUCCCGCCGUACACCAACGUCAGCAUCCGACUGCUGCUGCGCAACCGCGAGGGCGUGAAGGAGAGCGACGAGCUCCAGGUGCUGACCGACGAGGACGUGCCCGGCGCCGUCCCGCUGGAGUCCAUCCAAGGAAGCACGUAUGAGGAGAAGAUCGCGCUCAGAUGGAGAGAACCGCUCCAGACGUACGGCAUAAUCAAGCAGUACGAGAUCUUCUACAAGGCCGUCAGCUCCUUCGACCCCGAGUUCAAACUGGCCAAUCAGAGUGGGAAGGUGCUGAAGCUCAGUAACGAGACGUCACACGUCUUCAUGGGCCUCUAUCCCGGAUCCACGUACUCCUUCACCAUCAGAGCCAGCACCGUCAAAGGAUACGGGCUGCCCGUCAUCACCGAGUUCACGACCAAGAUCUCACCUCCACGUAUGCCGGGAUACGAGCAGGAGACGCCGCUGAACCAGACGGACAGCACGGUGACGGUCCUGCUGAAACCGGCCCAGAGCCGAGGAGCGCCGGUCAGUGUGUAUCAGGUGGUGGUCGAGGAGGAGCGUCCGCGUCGCUCACAGAGAGCCGCCGAGAUCCUGCGCUGUUACCCGAUUCCCAUCCACUUCCAGAACGCCUCCGCGCUCAACUCCCAGUACUACUUCACCGCAGAGUUCCCCGCCGCUCGGAUCCAGGUCCCGCUGAACUUCACCGUGGGAGACAACCAGACGUACGACGGAUACUGGAACCUUCCUCUGCUGCCGCACAAGAGCUACAGCGUGUACUAUCAGGCCGUCAGCACGGCCAACGGGGAAACCAAAAUCGAUUGUGUUCGUGUGGCCACUAAAGCUGCCAUUAUUGUGACACAGCUCACCACGCCAUAUGUGCGAAUCGCACCCGCUGCUGGCGACAACCAACUAACAGGUGCCGCCACCCGGAAGCCCGAUGCGGUGGAGCCCGAGAAACAGACGGAUCACACGGUGAAGAUCGCCGGCGUCAUCGCUGGCAUCCUGCUCUUCGUCAUCAUCUUCCUCGGCGUGGUGCUGGUCAUGAAGAAACGAAGAUCCUAUCACUCCUACACUUACUACCUGAAACUGGCCAAGAAGCGCAAGGAGACGCUGAGCAGCACGCGGCAGGAGAUGACGGUGAUGGUGAACUCCAUGGACAAGAGCUACGCUGAGCAGGGCACCAGCUGCGACGAGGCCAUUUCAUUCAUGGACACACACAACCUCAACGGACGACCUGUCUCCUCGCCGUCCUCGUUUACCAUGAAGACUAACACACUGAGCACCUCCGUGCCAAACUCCUACUAUCCAGACCCCUUUGUGCCAACGGCCAUCUUAGUGCCCAUUAAUGACGAGAGCCACACCAUGAACAGCGAGACCAGCAGCCUGGUUCAGUCGCACACUCACUCCUACAAGAAGCGCGAGGCGGUGGACGUCCCGUACCAGACGGGGCAGCUGCAUCCGGCCAUCCGCGUGGCCGACCUUCUCCAGCACAUCACGCAGAUGAAGUGCGCCGAGGGCUACGGCUUCAAGGAGGAGUACGAGAUAAACGAGAGCUUCUUCGAAGGGCAGGCGGCGCCGUGGGACUCUGCCAAAAAAGACGAGAACAGAAUGAAGAACCGCUACGGGAACAUCAUCGCAUACGAUCACUCGCGUGUCCGACUGCAGCCUCUGGAGGGAGAGCAGAGCUCCGAUUACAUUAAUGCUAAUUAUGUUGAUGGCUACCAUCGACCGAAUCACUACAUCGCCACACAAGGUCCGAUGCAGGAGACCAUCUAUGACUUCUGGAGGAUGGUUUGGCAGGAGAACACGGCAACUAUCGUCAUGGUUACCAAUCUGGUUGAAGUCGGCCGGGUGAAGUGCUGUAAGUACUGGCCCGACGACACUGAGAUCUACAGAGACAUGAAGGUGACGCUCAUCGAGACGCAGCUGCUGUCUGAAUACGUCAUUCGAACCUUCGCUGUGGAAAAGCGAGGAGCUCAUGAGAUCAGAGAGAUCCGGCAGUUUCACUUCACCGGCUGGCCGGAUCACGGAGUGCCGUAUCACGCCACAGGGCUGCUGGGAUUCGUCCGCAGGGUCAAAUCCAAGAGUCCGGCCAACGCGGGGCCGAUGGUGGUGCACUGCAGCGCUGGAGCGGGACGCACCGGAUGCUUCAUCGUCAUCGACAUCAUGCUGGACAUGGCGGAGCGUGAAGGAGUGGUGGACAUCUACAACUGCGUCAGAGAACUGCGCUCUCGCAGGGUCAACAUGGUCCAGACGGAGGAGCAGUAUGUGUUCAUCCACGACGCCAUCCUGGAGGCGUGUCUUUGCGGCGACACCACAAUCCCGGCCAAUCAGCUUCGCUCGGUCUAUUACGACAUGAACCGCUUGGACCCGCAGACCAACUCCAGCCAGAUCAAAGAGGAGUUCAGGACGUUGAACAUGGUGACGCCGACGUUACGCGUGGAGGACUGCAGCAUCGCUCUGCUGCCGCGGAACCACGAGAAGAACCGCUGCAUGGACGUCCUUCCUCCCGACCGCUGCCUGCCCUUCCUCAUCACCAUCGACGGAGAGAGCAGCAACUACAUCAACGCCGCGCUCAUGGACAGCUACAAGCAGCCGUCUGCGUUCAUCGUCACCCAGCAUCCUCUGCCCAACACGGUCAAAGACUUCUGGCGGCUGGUGCUGGACUAUCACUGCACGUCUAUCGUGAUGCUGAACGACGUGGACCCCGCGCAGUUGUGUCCGCAGUACUGGCCUGAGAACGGCGUUCACCGUCACGGCCCCAUCCAGGUGGAGUUUGUGUCGGCGGAUCUGGAGGAGGACAUCAUCAGCAGGAUAUUCCGGAUCUAUAACGCCGCACGGCCGCAGGACGGGUACCGGAUGGUGCAGCAGUUCCAGUUCCUGGGCUGGCCGAUGUACCGCGACACGCCCGUGUCCAAACGCUCCUUCCUCAAGCUCAUCCGACAGGUGGACAAAUGGCAGGAGGAGUAUGACGGAGGAGAGGGACGGACGGUCGUUCACUGCCUUAACGGCGGCGGCCGCAGCGGGACCUUCUGUGCCAUCAGUAUCGUGUGUGAGAUGUUACGACACCAGCACUCGGUCGACGUGUUUCACGCCGUCAAAACACUGAGAAACAACAAACCCAACAUGGUGGAUCUGCUGGAUCAGUACAAGUUCUGCUAUGAAGUGGCGCUGGAAUACUUGAAUUCUGGGUAAAGUGUGCGUCCCGUUCUUCUCCUCGACCUUCUCCUGUUCCCCGGACACUGAAUCGCAGGAACGUCUGAGACUCUGAUGAUGUCACGAGGAAGAGAACGCAGACCAGUUCCCGUUUCCCGUCUCCUCGCCGGACCACAGCCUCACGUGUCGGUGUUUGUGUGGAAUGCCACGUCGCGCGGAUGUUCGUUUCUAUCAUUGUUUUCACGUCGGUUGCUUUUGUCCUUUGGUUUAUUAACUCUCGGCAUGUACAGUCAUAUCCUCAUAUUGUGUGUUUGUGUGGAACGAUGAUGGAGAAACUGCUGAAAUCGUCCGAAGAUCCAAAGCUCGUGUUCGUGAUCGUUUGUUUAUACUGUAAAUAGUUGAAGUUGGCCAGAUAAUUUAUUCAUUGACUGAUUUUUGUGAAGCACACUGAGUGACAAUCAUGCUUUGAUUUGGUCAUUAUUAUCACACGGACUCGACAUGUAAUAGUGACCAGAUUGUAUUGUUAACUUUUUAUUUAUCUGGUAUGAAAAAAAAAAAAGAAAACUAUAAAUACAUAUCUAUAUCUGCCAAAGCUGUGGUUGGUGUGUUUUCUGAGAGGACUGUAUCCCAUGAUGCAAUGCACUGAAACCAAAACUACUGAAAAAACAUGAACUGAAAUAAAAUAAAUCCUUUAGAAAUGAGAAA
Molecule: messenger RNA, 5989 nt
Organism: Megalobrama amblycephala (Wuchang bream)
Lineage: Eukaryota; Metazoa; Chordata; Actinopteri; Cypriniformes; Xenocyprididae
Gene: ptprma
Product: protein tyrosine phosphatase receptor type Ma
Exons: 36
Coding region: 1001-5323 (1440 amino acids)
Biological process (GO): protein dephosphorylation
Cellular component (GO): membrane
Molecular function (GO): protein tyrosine phosphatase activity; protein binding
Source: RefSeq, a predicted model, not a curated record